This is a messenger RNA of Talaromyces stipitatus ATCC 10500, 1602 nucleotides long. RefSeq lists its product as uncharacterized. The transcript is spliced from 2 exons. The coding region runs from base 117 to 1499 and encodes 460 amino acids. Gene Ontology annotation, biological process: maintenance of rDNA; regulation of exit from mitosis. The record is from RefSeq and is a predicted model, not a curated record. NCBI's taxonomy places the organism in Eukaryota, Fungi, Ascomycota, Eurotiomycetes, Eurotiales, Trichocomaceae.
AUCUCCAAACAGAGUGUCAAACCCGUCGCAAGUCAAGAGCAAACAAGCUCUUGCAAUUUCUCAUCCACCCAUGCAAGUAACCAUAUAGCAUCGAGCACCCUUUUCUUGCAUUCAUUAUGCCUCGACUCGUGCGCCGUCAACCGCUUUCCGAGCGUAUUGCCAAUUUCUUCAACCCUUGGGACUUUCUGCUAUGGAUUUCAGAGGAGAUUGACUCUAGCGACUGGGCUCAGCUAGAGAAGGACUGGGCACAACCUUUGGGAUUCGGGCUUAAUUUUGUGUUCUUGAUUGCUCGAGCAAAUAGCGCGACAGGGCCGAGCAGGGCUGAUUAUGACAUUUUUGGAGAUGAUCGCAGCAGUUUGUCGUUGAUAAGCUGGGCUGCUACUUUUAUUGUCCAUCUCCUCACAUUGUUCUCAUUAACGAACACUGUCUACACAUUCUGGCGGAAACGUCGAUACCGUCUUUUCGAAGCCUCGAUCGAUAAAAUACCAGCAACACCGUCGGCGCAACGUGUAAAAGUGUCGUCAACUCCCGUGUCCACUUCUCCGAUUGGUUACAUUCGAAAUAUACUCUCCGGUGAGACGGCGGAGUCACGCCGACAUCCAGAUCCAAAGCGAGAUGUCUGGGAAAUCGCUGUUUGGGAUCCGUUUCCCUUAUCACUACGUCUAUUCUGUUCGUUCAGUCCAGGUCACGUACUUGUCUACUGGCUUUUUUUGCCGACACUCCCCUCCGAUCCUCGACCAAGCGUAACAAUUUUCACUACCAUUGUCCUUGCUAUCCUCCUUUCCGUACAGAUGUCAUUUCUUUCAUCUUCAUUCUCCCAACAAUCUAAGGAUUUAGCGGUGGUACACAAGGAAGUCAUGCAUGAAUAUGACACUAAAUUUGUUCAUCCUCGAACGCAGCCGCUUAUGCGAGACGUAGGCGUCCAGUUCUCUGAGGAGCACAUCAAACAUGCCGCGUCGGACGAGAAAUACAACCAAGUCGAACUCUGGACACCCACGCACAUUAUUAAUCGGGGCUUUAAAACGAGUCCAAAUCCAAACUACGUUGCCUACGUUGACCCCGAGUCAACAGGAAGCAAGGUGUCGCCUUCUCGGCGGCAGUCGUUCAUGCCGGCCAAUUCACAGGCUGGUGCCCAGUUACAGACACCCAUUCAUCUACGAGACAGCUCGCCGAUAGUUCAACAUCAAUUAUCGAACGUCCGCCAGCCGCAAUUUAGACCGCUAACGGCGUCCCUUGGUUCUGGUGACGGUGGUAGUCUCGGAGUCUACUCUCAUGCAAAUUCUCCUCUACGAAAGUCAAUGUCUACUAAUUUUACUGCAGAUAGACAGGGGUCUACACCUAGUCUUAAUGAUAGGCUUUCCGCUUUAACGCCUGCAAAGAAAGCAUCAAGUCCCUUGAAGCGGACCAGCACACCGGGAGGUUUCAGCACAUCAUCUGUUGCGCAGCCUCGUUGGGGGCAUCUGAAUGAUGCUCACCGGCGAGAGAGUGGGCGUUUCUAGUUGCAUCCACGAGUAACUAGGGCUAACACUCAGAUUGUGCGCUUCCAUAUUCCAUUGUUUUUCAUGAAGGACCCCAUGACCCUAUUGCAUCCAUGUAUAUGAA